Molecule: messenger RNA, 1614 nt
Organism: Trichoplax adhaerens
Lineage: Eukaryota; Metazoa; Placozoa; Uniplacotomia; Trichoplacea; Trichoplacidae
Exons: 19
Coding region: 1-1614 (537 amino acids)
Source: RefSeq, a predicted model, not a curated record
AUGGCUACUUUUAAACCUUCGGGUUAUAUGGCCGGAAGAAUUUUGUAUGAGGACAUUGAGAGUGUUAGUGCUAUAUCUUCUUGGGAUACAAGACAACGAUAUUGUAUCCGUUUGUGGCUUGGCCGCGAAGCUGUCCUGUUGCAAGUUCCGAGACUCGAUUUACAACAACAAUGGUUAAUCUCGAUCAAAUGGAGGAUCGCAAUGAAAAGGUUUAAAUUCAUUAUCAAUACCUGUGAAGACCCCGUCACGAUCAUAAAGGAAGUACUGAAUAUCGUCUCUAUAGCGCUUAAAGCUCCUAUGGAAGAUAGCAUAUACUCUGAACCCAUUGAUGCUGUUUCAAUGUUACUAAUGCAAUCUAUCUCGCCCCUUACGGAAAGAGUUGCUCCUACAGAAGUAAUCUGUCAAAUGUUUCAUCAGUUAUGUCAACGUUCUCCUUGUCCAAGCUACCUAAUAGACGCAUUUGAACCCUCAGUUGUGAUACUUUUAAAGAAAAACUUGGAUUAUGGCAAAUACCCAUAUUAUCGAUCCUUUCUGCAAGAUUUUAUAUUUGCUCUAAGUUGUCAAGAGUCGAAUGAUUACUCAUUGCAGACAUUUAUUGAAUCAGUGCACGAAAUUAGCGAAAUAUGCCCGCAUCCGCGUGUUCUUCCUAACCUAGCAUGUCUUUCAUUAGCAGCUAUUUAUAAAAUCUUUCAAACCAAAGCCGAAGAAAUUGAUAAUGCUUCUAAAGAGCGUUAUUUGGAUACCUAUAUUACUCUGUUAGAUUUAAUAUUCCAAUACAACGAUUGGUUACCGCAUAUUGUAGCCAUCUUACAGCCAAUCCCAAUACCUGAAAAUUGUUUAGAGAGACUAUUACGGAUAUGUGUUAAAGAUGACAGAUGCGAAGUACAUAAGGCUGUCUUAAAUGUUCGCGAAGGCAGACGUGGUUGGAUUCAUCUAUUUGCACCGGAUAAUCUUGCUUGUCGUGAUGAUGGGGACUUAUUUGCUGCUAUGAUAUGCAAGCUUAUCAGUUGCUGUUGUAGAGAUAAGCCAUCGCUUCGAAAUUUCUUAGAAUUUAUCACUCCUAUGAUUGCUAUUUGCAAACGCGGCAAUUUGCAAAUGAUUAAGACCGUAAUCUUUAUAUUGGAGAGAGAUGUAAUUCCUGAAACUGAUCCACGCUACGAAGAAAUCAUCUCUAGUCUUCAAAGUACAGAAGCUAGUCGUCACGAGUUAGAAAUGAUGUAUGAAAGAAAGGCAGAGCUUUCAAGAAUGCAACAAAAAGGAGGAUAUCUGCAUUUAACUGUUCCUGCAAAAUCUACAGAUAAAGAUCUAGCCGAUAUCUUGGCAACCGGAGAAUACAAUAACCUAAAAACAUUAUCGUUGGCAUUCACUCACGUAACCAGUGCUUGUGCCGAACAAUUAAUUAAACUUCGCAGACUUACACAUUUAAAUUUAUGGUCAACCCAAGCAAAAUUACCCAAUCUGGAAUAUAUUGAUGUAAGAUACACCGAAGCUUGGGUAAUAGACGUUAAUCUGGACGAUUAUCGCCCGGUUUAUAUUAGUCAGAAAUGGACAUUUUCUGGUUGCUGUGAAAGAAGUCUAAGACAGAAACAGCUGCAGAAAACUAAGAUAUACUAA